UUCAAAAUCAACACUUUCCUUCCUAUUUAACCCCCUUCAUUCUUCUUCUUCUCCACAACCCUCACCCACCUCCCAAACACCUCUCACAUUAUUAUUCUUUCUUUCUUUCAUUCUUUCUAACAAUGGCAUCUUUUCAGAAAAUUGAAGACAACUUGUGCCAAAGCCACAGUGAUCCACUCAAUUGGGGGGUGGCUGCCGAGUCCCUUAAGGGAAGCCAUCUUGAUGAGGUGAAGCGCAUGGUCGAAGAGUACCGGAGGCCCCUUGUCAAGCUUGGUGGUGAAACUCUUACUAUAUCUCAAGUGGCUGCCAUUGCUACUCAAGAUUCUGAUGUUACUGUUGAACUUUCUGAGUCUGCUAGAGCUGGUGUUAAAGCUAGCAGUGAUUGGGUUAUGGAGAGCAUGAACAAGGGGACUGAUAGUUAUGGUGUUACUACUGGUUUUGGUGCUACCUCUCACAGAAGGACAAAACAAGGUGGUGCUCUCCAGAAGGAGUUGAUUAGAUUUUUGAAUGCUGGGAUUUUUGGAAAUGGAGCUGAGUCUGAUCAUACUUUGCCCCAUUCGGCUACGAGGGCGGCCAUGUUGGUGAGGAUCAAUACUCUUCUUCAAGGCUACUCGGGUAUUAGAUUUGAGAUUUUGGAAGCCAUUACCAAACUCUUGAAUCAUAACAUCACUCCGUGCUUGCCUCUUCGUGGGACCAUUACUGCUUCUGGAGAUCUUGUUCCUCUUUCUUACAUUGCUGGAUUACUCACUGGUCGACCAAAUUCUAAAGCAGUUGGUCCAAAUGGAGAAAGUCUUGAUGCAAAGGAGGCUUUCCUACAGGCUGGUAUUCCAUCCGGGUUCUUUGAGUUGCAACCUAAGGAAGGGUUGGCUCUUGUCAAUGGAACUGCCGUUGGUUCUGGGUUAGCUUCUAUUGUUCUCUUUGAGGCAAAUAUUUUGGCUGUUUUGUCCGAGAUUUUGUCUGCCAUAUUUGCUGAAGUUAUGCAAGGCAAACCUGAAUUUACUGAUCAUUUGACCCAUAAGCUGAAGCAUCAUCCUGGCCAAAUUGAGGCAGCUGCAAUUAUGGAACACAUUUUGGAAGGAAGUUCUUACAUGAAAACGGCCAAGAAGUUGCAUGAGAUGGAUCCUCUCCAAAAGCCUAAACAAGAUCGUUAUGCCCUUAGAACUUCACCCCAAUGGUUGGGUCCAUUGAUUGAAGUUAUUCGAUUCUCUACAAAAUCUAUUGAACGGGAGAUUAAUUCAGUCAACGACAACCCAUUGAUUGAUGUUUCAAGGAAUAAGGCUUUGCACGGAGGCAACUUCCAAGGAACUCCAAUUGGAGUCUCUAUGGACAAUACUCGUCUAGCUAUUGCUUCAAUUGGAAAGCUUCUUUUUGCUCAAUUCUCAGAGCUUGUCAAUGAUUUUUACAACAAUGGAUUACCCUCAAAUCUCUCUGCAAGCAGAAACCCAAGUUUGGAUUAUGGAUUCAAAGGUGCUGAGAUUGCCAUGGCUUCCUAUUGCUCUGAACUUCAAUAUCUAGCAAAUCCCGUAACUAGUCAUGUUCAAAGUGCUGAGCAACAUAAUCAAGAUGUCAACUCUCUUGGUUUGAUCUCUUCAAGGAAAACAGCUGAGGCAAUUGACAUUUUGAAGCUCAUGUCUUCCACAUUUUUGGUCGCUCUUUGUCAAGCAAUUGACUUGAGGCAUUUAGAAGAAAACUUGAAGAACACAGUUAAAAAUACAGUGAGCCAAGUGGCGAAGAAAGUCCUCACCACUAGCUCAAAUGGCACGCUUCAUCCUUCAAGAUUUUGUGAGAAAGAUUUACUCAAAGUAGUUGAUCGAGAAUACACUUUUGCUUACAUUGACGAUCCAUGCAGUGCUACUUAUCCACUGAUGCAAAAGUUGAGACAAGUUAUUGUUGAGCAUGCUUUGAAUAAUGGAGAGGACGAAAAAGACCAGGCUACUUCAAUCUUUCAAAAAAUUGGAGCAUUUGAAGAGGAAUUGAAAGCCAUUUUGCCCAAAGAAGUGGAAAGUGUGAGAUUGGCAUAUGAAAAUGGAGAUGCAACCAUUGAGAACCAAAUUAAGGAAUGCAGAUCUUACCCAUUAUACAAGUUUGUGAGGGAAGAGUUGGGCACUAAAUUGCUAACCGGAGAGAAGGUUGUAUCUCCAGGAGAAGAGUGCGAAAAGGUUUUCACUGCAUUGUGCCAAGGAAAAAUGAUUGAUCCAAUUUUAGAAUGCUUGAAGGAAUGGAAUGGCACACCAAUUCCCAUAUGCUAAUGCAUUAAGAGGAGUUAGACCAUACACGAUUAUAAACUUAAAAAUAAUGUCAUAUUUGUUUUUGUUAUUUUUUUUAAUCUUCAUUUCAUUUUGUUUCCAUCAAAGUUCAAGUAUAAAAAAUUGUACUUGUGAGAAUUUUCAAGAAAUAUACUUGUUUCAAUUUAUAAA
Molecule: messenger RNA, 2417 nt
Organism: Benincasa hispida (wax gourd)
Lineage: Eukaryota; Viridiplantae; Streptophyta; Magnoliopsida; Cucurbitales; Cucurbitaceae
Product: phenylalanine ammonia-lyase
Biological process (GO): L-phenylalanine catabolic process
Cellular component (GO): cytoplasm
Molecular function (GO): ammonia-lyase activity
Source: RefSeq, a predicted model, not a curated record